UGGCCAUUCGUGUUGAGCCAACGUCGCCUGGAGCGUAAAGGAGACAGGGGAGCCAAGGCAGAGCCUAGCUGAGAACAGAGGAACAGAGAAGGGGAGGGAGGGAGGGAGGCAAGCUAGGACGAAUGGAGGGAGAGCAGGAAAUGGGACAGUCCAAGUUCAAAAGGAUAUGCGUUUUCUGUGGCAGCAGCCAGGGGAAGAAGAGCAGCUACCAGGAUGCCGCCGUGGAGCUCGGCAAGGAAUUGGUGUCAAGGAACAUUGAUCUGGUUUAUGGUGGGGGCAGUGUCGGUCUGAUGGGUUUGGUUUCCCAAGCCGUUCAUGAUGGCGGGAGGCAUGUCAUUGGGGUCAUACCUAAGACUCUCAUGCCCCGAGAGAUAACUGGAGAAACUGUAGGAGAAGUGAAGGCAGUUGCAGAUAUGCACCAAAGGAAGGCAGAGAUGGCUAGACAGUCUGAUGCCUUCAUAGCUUUACCUGGAGGAUAUGGUACUCUUGAAGAACUGCUUGAAGUGAUAACAUGGGCUCAACUAGGCAUACAUGAUAAGCCGGUGGGAUUGUUGAAUGUGGAUGGAUACUACAACUCUUUACUAACUUUCAUUGACAAAGCAGUAGAGGAAGGUUUCAUUAGCCCAGGUGCUCGUCAUAUCAUUGUAUCUGCUCCAACAGCAAAGGAAUUGGUGAAGAAGUUAGAGGAGUACUUCCCUUGCCACGAAAGUCGCUUCCAAGCUGAACUGGGAGAUGGAACAGCUAGGAUAUUCCUCAAAACGUGAGAUUUCUAGGUAGGAAGGAAGGCCAGGUAUUCCAGGGUUAGGAGACAUGGGACGUCGAACCACAUUUUCGCAGGCGGGAGGUUCGAAUUGGAAAAUUGUCUGCCGUGAAGAAAUGCUUGGAGAUUCUUUUCUUGUAAAUUGUCAGAAAGGGCCUAAAUAGAUAAAACUAAACUUACUUGUUCUUUGAUGGAAUUUAUGGUUUUUCUGUUUCCAAACAGUAGAAAAAA
Phoenix dactylifera (date palm) is the source of this 991-nucleotide messenger RNA. Its product is annotated as cytokinin riboside 5'-monophosphate phosphoribohydrolase LOG3. Gene Ontology annotation, biological process: cytokinin biosynthetic process. Gene Ontology annotation, cellular component: nucleus; cytosol. NCBI's taxonomy places the organism in Eukaryota, Viridiplantae, Streptophyta, Magnoliopsida, Arecales, Arecaceae. The record is from RefSeq and is a predicted model, not a curated record. Gene Ontology annotation, molecular function: hydrolase activity, hydrolyzing N-glycosyl compounds.